Phragmites australis (common reed) is the source of this 2640-nucleotide messenger RNA. RefSeq names its product protein PHLOEM PROTEIN 2-LIKE A10-like. The record is from RefSeq and is a predicted model, not a curated record. Bases 136 to 1242 code for a protein of 368 amino acids. NCBI's taxonomy places the organism in Eukaryota, Viridiplantae, Streptophyta, Magnoliopsida, Poales, Poaceae. The transcript has 2 exons.
CUGGACACGACACGACUGAGGCCUGGGCGGCUCCGAUCCCGUCUCCUCUCCUCUCCUCCGCUCCGCUCUUCAUCCACUGCCGGCGCGGCGCGGCACGGCACGAGGCAGGGUUCCGCAGCUCAGUCCCUCACCUCGAUGGACGCGCUCGCCGCCGCCUGCUUGUGCUCCCGCCGCCGCCGCGCCCGGCGCCUCCUCCUAGCUGCCGCGGCCGCCACCGCCGGAUACGGCCUCUACCGUCUCUACCGCCACCAUCGCCGCCGCCUCAUCGCCGCCCUCACCCUCGCCGACGCCGUCUCCCUGGUCGGUUCCGACCUCGCCGACUUCCUCCGCUCCGACUCCGACCAAGUGCCCCGGAGCCUCCUCCAGCUCUCCAAGCUCGCCGCCUCCGAACCCAUCUCCUCCGCCGCCUCGUCCCUCUCCGAGUCCGUCGCAUCCGGGGUUCUCCGCGCCAUCUCCACUCACCGCCAAUUACAGCAACAGCAGCUGCAAAACCCCCAAACCCCGCUCCAAGAUCGGAUCUUGGACCGACUCCUCUCCCCCGCCGGGGCAGGAUUCGCCUCCGCCGUUGUCGGAAGCUUCGCCAGGAACCUCGUCUUGUCCUCCUGCCACGCCCGCACCGCCGAGGCCGGAGCCCGCGAGGAGCCCGAGUGGCUGGCCGCGCUCUGCAGCGCCAGGGGCAAGGAGGCAGCGGCGGAGCUCGUCCGGGUCUUCGUUAGCACCGCCGUCGCAGCCUACCUCGACCGGACUGUCGCCGUGCGCAGCAGCGACCAGGUGUCCGCCGGCCUCUCCGACCCCAAGCACGAGGCCAAGGUCAAGGACCUCGCCGUCUCCGUCUGUAACGGCGCUGUCGAGACAUUCCUCAGGACGUCGCGGCAGUUGGCCAAGGAGGCCUCCGUUGCUCGGACUGAGGCGGCGACCAUGGAGCCUAAGGCGCCCAAUUCAGACACCAACUACGUGAUGCAGAGGGUGUCGAGCACACUGGCCAUGCCGAGCAACAGGAGGUUCGUGCUGGAUGUCACAGGCAGGGUGACUGCGGAGACGGUCCGGUCGUUCCUCGACUUCCUGGCGCAGAGGGUGUCUGAUGGAGCCAGGAAGAGCAUUGUCAUCGCCCGUGAUGAGGUCGCCGAGAGGGGACUCGUCGCCGUCAAGUACCUCGGCGCCAAAUCCAUGGCCGUGUUAACCAUCUCCCUGGCAUUGUGCAUGCACAUUUUGAUGGGAACCAGGUUCCUAUUGCCGGCCUAGCUUCUACCUAGCUGGGUGGGAGCUGGAAUUCCAUUUCCAGGCAAUGGAGAUUCCAAUGCUGAUUUGGAGUAUGCCCUUGACUACCAUAUUUAUCCCUUUCAUCCACGAUGUGGAGAACAUUUCGCACACCUGCAACUCAGCUCAAUGCAUGUGGUACAAUGAGUUAAACAAUUUAAAUUCCUACCUUAGGAGUGCCUGUUGGGGUUGAAUUGAUUGCUGCAAUAAGAGACAACAGUGUAAGGUUAGCGGGUCUGUAACUCUAUAUAUUACCAGAGUACCAGACUUGUGCCAUCCUGUCCUAUCUAGUGCCAGCAGCAUGAGCCAUCUAGUAUCCAAAGCAACUUGGGUUCGGAAUGGGUGGUACUGGGAAUGGUUGUGACUCUUGGUGCAGACAAGCCUCCACCUAGUGUAUUCCUGAACUGUAGUAUCACCAUCCUUCCUCAGGGAACUGCAGAAUCAGAAGCACCCAUUGAUCAUGGGAAGAAUAAAAAAAAUAUUUUCCUAUAAGUUAUGUCCUGAACACUGGAUUAUUUAAGAUGCUUUUGGAGGGCCUAUAUAUAUUUUUUUGGUACGUACAAGUCAUGUAAUACAUCUCCUGGGUAAGAUACACUUUGGAGUCAAUUUGUAAGGACAGGUGAAGCCAAAAGGGCUGUGUCUAUGUUUUGCUUUGGUGACUUUUGUUGGUCUUUUUGAUGUUGAGAUGCCAAAAAAGUUCAGAGGUUAAUUGUGUAAUAUGUUACGUUGAAUCAAUGGAGUGAUAAAUCAAUACUCUCAUGUCUACUCAUUUCUAUUGAAGACAAGUUAGUUUUGCAAUGGACUGGAAUAUGGAUAAUACAAACCCAAAUUGAUAUGAACCCACUAUUCUAGCUAUCUAUUUUGUGCUGAGUUUGGUACAGAAAUUGAAACUUCAUUUUGAUUCGUUUCCCGCAUAGGGAGUUAUACCAUGUAUGCAUUUCAUUUCUUUGGGAUUGUCUAGUUCCCUGCAUAUUCGUAAAAGAUCAGUAUUUAUUAAUAAAAGGCGACUUGUCAUACACUGUAAUUGUAUAUCAGAAAAUAAAUGAUCAAUGUUGGACACCCCCAGUUUGAUUCUUCUUGUUUCUGGUGUAAGGUCUGAUAUGUUAUACUGUUUCUGUUUCAUAGCAGGUCUGUCUUUGUUAAUCAUCUAAUUUGAAUGUUCUUUAUCUGCCUGUGUAAGUCCGAGCAAGCUAGUUUGAUUGUUCUUGAACUGCCUGCCUGUGCAAAUCAUCAACUAGCGUGAGCAGGGAGUUCUAUUUGCUCCUGCUUGAUAGUUAUGGUAUAGUCUUUGGUACAUACAAAGGGAGGAUGAAGUUACUAUAAGAACUGAGUUUGUGUUUUUGCAUCCCCCAACUUUUUGGUCCUUUAUUUCUUGUUUUGUUU